This is a messenger RNA of Rana temporaria (common frog), 1033 nucleotides long. RefSeq names its product ADP ribosylation factor like GTPase 14 effector protein like (gene ARL14EPL). Gene Ontology annotation, cellular component: intracellular membrane-bounded organelle. NCBI's taxonomy places the organism in Eukaryota, Metazoa, Chordata, Amphibia, Anura, Ranidae. The record is from RefSeq and is a predicted model, not a curated record. The coding region runs from base 163 to 633 and encodes 156 amino acids. The transcript has 4 exons.
GUGGGGCGGAGAAUGACAAACAAGCCUCCUCUUAUCAGUUAGGAACCUACGAUAUUCAUGGCACGAGCAAAGUGCAAAGUCACCCACAAAUAAGACGGGUAGAAGAAAUUCUGGAGAAAAUAACGUGUGGAGGGUCUCUGUUAGAGAUUUCUAACCUAGAAAAUGAGUGAAAGAUCUGGGAAGUCUAACUCUUUAAAAAACAGUGAGAAUCAGGAAGAAAUGGAAAUAGAAACUCCUAAGGAAGAUCCAUCCCGGGUUCAGAAGCAAUCGCAAAUUGAACGACAGUUGAAAUGUCUGGCUUUCCAAAAUCCUGGACCACAGGUUGCUGAUUUUAAUCCUGAAACUCGAAAACAAAAGAAAAAAGCUUACAUGUCCCAGAUGAAUGGGUACUACUCAGCCACCAACAAGGCUUCAGUUAAAAAGUAUGAUAAGAAAGGAAAACUCCUGUGCAAUAAUAAAGAUCUGUGUGACUGCCUGGAGGAGAUCUGCCAAGGAUGUUUCUAUCCAUGCCCAAAAUGUGACUCCACAAAGUGUGGUCCGGAGUGCCGCUGCAACAGGAAGUGGGUCUAUGACAGAAUCCAAACAGAGACUGGGCGUAUUAUAAGCAAGCUGCCAUUUUAUGUCCCAGAUUAGUGAUAUUGGAUCCUCGGCAUGGGAAAUGUGUACAGUAGCUUGGUGGCCAUUUCACCUGCCAUUUAGGAAUAUUUUAGGUUUAGUAUUGGAUGUUUGAUUGAACAUCAUGUUCUGUGCAUAAUGCUCAUUAUUUCCUUGAAGAUGCUAGAAGAAUUUGUUUCAUAGCCUUAUACACAGGACAUAUAUUUCUGGUGGAUAUACACCUUCAACAUAUACAGGCAGCCCCUCACUGAACACAAAGUACAGUCAUAGGAUACAAUAGAGAGUGAUUAAAGAGACAUUGGGAUUCAUUUACUAAAGAAGACCUGGCUGUCCAGUGUAUGUAUGUUUAAUUAGCUUUGAUUCAAAAUGAAUACAGGCAUAACCCACUUUUAAGUACACAAUGGGGUUUAUUUACUAA